Molecule: messenger RNA, 804 nt
Organism: Alternaria ventricosa
Lineage: Eukaryota; Fungi; Ascomycota; Dothideomycetes; Pleosporales; Pleosporaceae
Exons: 2
Coding region: 1-804 (267 amino acids)
Source: RefSeq, a predicted model, not a curated record
AUGCUGGUCCACUCGAUGCUGAUAUCUACACAUCUCAGCUCUUGGCGUGACUAUCUUGGGUACCACGAGGCUAAGCUUCUGCGAUUGGUGAGCCUUUACGUCAAUGAUAUCAAUAUUUCGGGGCGCCUACUGACCGAUGCAAAGGACAUGAAGCCAGCCUGUACGUCGCUAACGCAAUCUUUGGUUACAUUCGAAACCCUCAAAGAAGUCCGCGCGGUUGAGAACAAAAUCUUGCCGCUAGAACCUAUCCUCUUGUCAUUCGAAAAGUUGAUGAAAGACCUCGAAGAAGCCAACAGCGUCUUCUCUGAGGUGGGCAAAGUACAAGAUGGCACUUCUGUAGUCAUAAAAGCGGCACUCAGACAAUUUCGCAAGGAUGCCACAUCGUACCGAAGACAAGUCCUCUACAUGAACAAACGGGCCCAGUUGACUACUCAGUCAAUGCUGGAUACGUUAAACCUGAGUCAGAGCAAGAACACGUUUGAUAUGGGCAGAUCGGCGCGAGAGGAUUCUGUCGCCAUCAGAGCGAUCACGCUGGUCACGUCGUUCUACCUCCCAUUCUCUUUCGUUGCCACAAUGUUUGGCAUGAACCUUGUGGACUUCGAUUCUGAGUCUCGCAAUCUUGUCCUCUCGAAACAACUCUGGCUUUAUUUCGUCAUAUCAGUUCCAUUGACUGCUUUGACGCUGGCUUGUUGGAAGUGGAGAAUGCGGAUGUAUCGCGAUGGCGACAUGAAUGAGGAGAGAAGAUCAACGGUGAAAGUGAAACCGCUGAAGAGACAUUCAGAUAUCGAGAUGGGUCAAUUCUGA